AGGCGCCGGUACUCGUUGUUAUCCCUCUCCGGUUUGUGUUUUUCACGGUAAACGCGGGCCUCCCGGUGCCUAUUACUGAAGCUGCCAGAUGAUCGGUGCGGAGUGGAGGUCCCGUGGGACACUGAGCACGUGGUCUCGGCUGCCACAAGACGUCAGCGGCAGAUGGCAUGGGUACCCGCUGUUGGCAUGAGUGUCAUUCCUCAAAGAGAGAGAGGGAGAGCGGAGAAAAGAGGCUGCGCGGCUCGCGGCUCUGUCUUGAAGGAAGCAGCAGUGGAGAUCUAGAGGUGACAUAGGGGCCAUGCAAGCUACACGCUGACCAGGAGAUAUGUUGACGCUGCCAUUCGAGGAACCUCGUGUGAUGUGUGAGCUCCGGUUUGGUGCCAGUUAUCCCCGUGAAAGCUUACCUGCGAGCCUGGAUCAGGAGCGACAGCGCAACUCUGACAGGUCCAACCCACACAUGAGGGACACCGAGGACGACAUCUCCGACAGGGAGGAGGACGAGAGGGAGGACGAUCAGGAUGAGAACGGGCUUCCUAAAAAGCGAGGCCCCCGGAAAAAGAAGCCCGGGAAGGAGCAGGUGGACAGGGCCAAAAUGCGGCGCCAGGAAGCCAACGCCCGGGAGCGCAGCAGGAUGCACGGCUUGAACGCUGCGCUGGAGAGUCUGCGCAAAGUUGUGCCGUGCUACUCCAAAACUCAAAAACUGUCCAAGAUCGAGACGCUGCGAUUGGCUAAAAAUUACAUCUGGGCACUGUCAGAGACCUUGAGCGCGGGGAAGAGACCGGACUUGCUUGCGUUUGUUCAGACUCUGUGCAAAGGAUUAUCCCAGCCCACGACCAACUUGGUGGCCGGCUGUUUGCAGCUGAACGCAAGAAAUUUCCUCACAGACCACAACGGAGAGGUCAUGUUCUCAGGCAGAUCCCCGUACGAAGCCGUGUACUCGUACACCGGGUCGGAUAUGAACUCUCCCCCGGGCCACAGCAGCAGCGCCCUGGACACCGGCACCAAGCCGUUCCGACACUACGGCUACGGCAGCGCCUACGAGCCCUACUUCGAGAAUCCGUCACCGGACAGCGAGAGUCCACAUUUCGACGGCCAGCUGAGCCCCCCGAUGAACUUUAACGGGAUUUUCUCCCUCAAACACGAGGAGCCGCCAGAUUACAGCAAAAGCAGCCACUACGGCAUGCGCUACUGCGCGCCAGGACGCACGGCCCUUGCGCCUAACUCAAUGUACCGAGUGUCUCCAGAGGCCCGUUUCCCCUACGAUCUCCACGUCCGCAGCCAGUCAUUUCAAGCACAAGGGGAAGUUAAUGGCUCUUUCCACAAUUAAUCAAUCAGCUGUACAAAGUUCAACAUUCUCUGCGCAGAGUGCGUGUGCAUGGACUCAGAGGCGCAGAUGCGCAGCAAAAACUCCAAAUUUACCAUGAAAAUGAAAGUAAUUUUUUAAAGAUUAAAUCAGUACUUUGGUGAUUUAUGUGUGUUGAUAAACGACAGACGGGAGCGCAUAACCGUUUUUAAUCACUAAGGACAUAAAUUAACAUUAAGAAAAUGAAAAAGGAAAAUAUAAUUCGGUGCUAUUUGUUUCUACUAAUUUCAGAUGUUAAGUGUUUCGUUUAUUAUGAUUUUCAGCAAAGUGUUUACAGUUCUGAAUGUUUUAUUGAUAUCAGCAGAGGUCGGAAACGACACGUUUUAACAUAAAAAUAACAAAAUCGGACUGUUUAAAAAAAAUCUGUAAAGCCAUUUAAAAUGUUUAUAGGGCAAACAUGACCCACUAAAUGACAACAACCGGAAAAAAACAAACAAAUGUCUCGCUUCUUCAGGAAAGUUUGCAAUAACUGUAAAUUGAGCUAUGCAAUCUAGCCAAAUGCAAUCUUUACUUAUUAGAAAAUAAACUGUCUUCUCGAGAGACAUCUCACCUAAUUUAAGAUUGAAUAAAUAGUUACUUGUUGUAAAAACUGAUAAUAAUUAGGCUGCGACAGGAGAUGAAAAACUCAUUCGAUGAGAAUGACGUCACCUGAAAGUUUGGGGUGCGUUUGGAGGCGGUGGUACGUUUCUAGUGCGAAGUGAAUGUAAACUUCAUUUAUUAUUUUUUAUUUGUUUGUGGGUUUAUUCUACGUCCGUUUGAAUGUGAACAUUAAAACAAAGUGAAAUCAGCGGUGUGGAUUUUCUUCGUGGAUUUCCACGCGGUAUUUUAUUUAUUCACUUUUUAUUUACGUGUUCGUUUAUUCAUUUAUUUAUUCAUUAAUUUAUGUUUGCAUUGCUGUAAAAUUGUCACCACAGCUGAGCAAAAUGUCCCAUGCCUUAAAAAAUGGAAGAAAGAAUCCGUCUCCAUCGAUAUGCAAAGAAACGAACGCUGUCCUGGGUUGUUUGACGUGAACUUUGCCCCCCACCCCACCCCCACCCCCCGUGGAGCAGCUGCGAUGCACUUCAUGUAUUUCUGCACAAUGUUGGUGGCUGCGCACGCAGAUGCUGUUGAGUGUGGUUAUUUCUUUUUUAAUUUUGCAACUGGAGGAUAUUGCUAAUCAUCCGACACACACAUACACUUUCUGGUCCAGUACACACACACACACACACACACACACACACACACACACACACACACACACACGCACACACGCACACGCGCACGCACGCACGCACGCACGCACGCACACACACACACACACUCAAGGCGCACCUCUGAAAACUCGUUAUGGAUCGAAAUAUUCGUGAAGUAAUGUGUCAAUGUUUUGUGAUGUGUUUUGUUGCAAUAAGACAAAUAAAUAAAAAACAAAAAAUAAAUAAAUAAAUAAUA
Molecule: messenger RNA, 2791 nt
Organism: Nothobranchius furzeri (turquoise killifish)
Lineage: Eukaryota; Metazoa; Chordata; Actinopteri; Cyprinodontiformes; Nothobranchiidae
Gene: neurod6b
Product: neuronal differentiation 6b
Biological process (GO): positive regulation of transcription by RNA polymerase II; sensory organ development; axon development
Cellular component (GO): nucleus
Molecular function (GO): E-box binding; protein dimerization activity; DNA-binding transcription factor activity, RNA polymerase II-specific
Source: RefSeq, a predicted model, not a curated record